UAGGCCCAAAAUGUGAUUGCUUUCUGUGAUUAACGUCUAUAAGGAGUUGCAUAUGAAGUAUGAGAAAUUUGGCCAAAAAAAAAGGCAAACUUGUUGAAUGGCGCACUUAGAAGAAAACAGAUGACUUGGGUUUUAUAAAUGAAGGUGCUAUAAUGUUAAUUCAUAAAAGAUACAUUCUUUGGUGCCCAUUGCUUCAAUGGAGUCCCCUUGUAAUGAAACACAGGUUUCUAGCAGGAUUGAUGACCGAUCAACCAGUGAUGUGGUUGUGAGACUACGAACGCAGGAUGGCCGAGAUGAAUGGAUAUACUGUCACGCCCUCAUACUAACACAAAAAAGCAAGUAUUUUGCUGACCGCCUCUCUGAGAAUUGGCCAACAUGUCAAAUCCUAGACUCACGCAACUGUGUUGACGUUUAUUGUCUUGAAUCUAACUUUGACUACCAUGUCAAUGUUCUACGCCUUCUCUAUGAUGUCAUAGAUGGCUCAGUGGAUGACAUGUGGCAUGGUGUUCGAAAUGCCCUUGGUAUACUCCAGGUGGCUGUUGAGCUUGGUUGUCCACAAAUUGUUACUGCUUGUGUGAACUAUUUGGAAGCUAUCCCUUGGGAAGAGGCUGAGGAGGAGGAAAUUCUAAGAAUCAUACCACAUAUGGGAUCACAAGCAGAGCCCAUUCUUGCCCGUCUCCAACCUGUCAAUCCAUCAGCUAUAAUGGGGAUAUUUCUCUCAACCAUUCGAUUUGCCACAUCAUCCCCUCCUCCAUCCAUGAAUGAUCUUAAAUCUUCAGCCCAGGAGCAGCUUGAAUACAUGCUAACUGAAGAUGAUGAUGCCCCUCUAUUAACUGCUGAUGAGGAGAUAAAAUUGGAGGUGAAAGAAUGUGUAAAGAGACUGUUUUCCAGAUUCAACCAUAUAUUAGAAGCUUUGUUAUGUGAACAUGUAGAAUCAGUUUGUGAGGCAGGAGUCAUGCAGUCAUUUCAAUCCCAUCUAUCUGAUUUGUCAUGGGCUGGUCAGAUAUUGAAUAAGCUGGAAAUUAUGAAAGAAUUUGUCAACAACUGGAUUGAUGCAUCAGAUAAGAUAGUCAAGGUUGUUGAGCAAGCAAGUCCAACAGCUGAAAUUACUGAGACAAAGUCAAAGAUUAUUGAAGUUGCAGCAAAAGUUUUAGAGGCAAUAGGGUAUGGAACAGUUAUAUUGCCAACCACAAAACGGCUUCAUGUGGUAAAAGUGUGGCUUCCAUUCGUGAGAGUUACAAAACCUGUGAUUGAUUCUGUCACAACUAAUGGUGACGAUGCUAUGACAAUCAAAAUAGAUGGUGAGCUGUGGCAAUCCUUGGAAUCCACAUUUGUUUCGAUAAUUCUUGCAUUGCCAUCCAAGGACCAAGCAGAGAUUUUAAAUGAAUGGUUAGGAAAUGAACAUAUUUGCUAUCCCGACCUGACAGAGGCAUUUGAGGUGUGGUGUUACAGAUCCAAGGUUGCCAAGAGAAGACUAUCGUUGGUCAGUGGCAACAAUGGUAUAACCAAAACACUUUGACCUUUUUGCAUAUUUUUGUUAGGGCAUUGACUUGUGCACCCUUCUAGCAAUCAAAAGCAUCUAGAAAGAAGAAAAUCCUUACAUAGAUGAGAAAAUGAUUCAGAAGGAAACUGUUGCUAAAUAGGGGGAGUGUCUAAAUUAGGGGCACCUGCUUUGAAUUCCUUGUUCAAUGUAUAAUUGCACUUUUUUACUUUUAGGGUAUUGUAAAUCAUAUGUAGAUCUUGUUUACAAGUAAACAUUGUAACUGUUAAGUUGUUGAUUUUGUGGAGUUGCUGAAAUCAUAGUAUGAAAUUUACUUAGACUGGUUUUGAUUGUAA
Molecule: messenger RNA, 1836 nt
Organism: Quercus robur (English oak)
Lineage: Eukaryota; Viridiplantae; Streptophyta; Magnoliopsida; Fagales; Fagaceae
Product: BTB/POZ domain-containing protein At3g05675
Exons: 3
Coding region: 197-1519 (440 amino acids)
Molecular function (GO): protein binding
Source: RefSeq, a predicted model, not a curated record